Molecule: messenger RNA, 1251 nt
Organism: Rotaria sp. Silwood2
Lineage: Eukaryota; Metazoa; Rotifera; Eurotatoria; Philodinida; Philodinidae
Source: the annotation of a GenBank genome assembly
AUGCAUCGACAACUAUUACUCUCUGUUUUAAGUCUAGUUUUAUUCGGAAUGAGCGCUAGUUGGGCAGCUAAUUGGGCGGUACUUGUAGCUGGUUCUCGUGAUUGGGUGAACUAUCGUCAUCAAGCUGAUGUAUGUCAUGCUUAUCAAAUUCUACACAGAAAUGGUAUUCCUGAUUCGAAUAUUAUUGUCAUGAUGUACGAUGAUUUAGCUCAUCAUUGGCGAAAUCCGACAAGAGGUAUUAUUAUUAAUCAUCCUAAAGGAACAGAUGUUUAUCAUGGAGUACCUCACGAUUACACUGGCAAAGAUGUGACACCAAAUAAUUUCAUCAAUGUUUUGCUUGGUAAUAAAGAAGCGAUGCGAAAUGUUGGCAGUGGCAAAGUUCUUGAAAGUGGUCCUGAUGAUAAUGUUUUUAUCUAUUAUACCGAUCACGGUGCCGUUGGCUUAGUUGCCUUUCCAUCGGAUGUGCUCUAUGCUAAAGACUUGAAUCAAACAAUUACCACGAUGUACAAUCAAAAGAAAUAUAAACAAAUGGUUAUUUAUAUUGAAGCUUGUGAAUCUGGUUCAAUGCUUGAAGAUAUUCUAUCCGAUAAAAUUAAUGUUUAUGGAACUACAGCAGCAAAUGCUCAAGAAUCAUCAUAUGCUUGUUACCAUGAUUUAUUACGUGGUACUUAUUUAGGUGACGUUUAUUCAGUUGUUUGGAUGGAAGAUUCUGAUGCUGAACAAAUUGAUAAAGAAACAUUAUAUCAACAAUAUUUAAUAACACAACAGAAAACAAAUGCCAGCCAUGUUAUGCAAUAUGGAGAUCUUAAUUUAGCUAAAUCUCACAAUGUAAGUGAAUUUCAAAGUGUACAAAAGUCGAAUAUAUCCAACCACAAUAUUUUUAUGGAUCAUUAUAAUAAUUUACUUAGACGUGAUGCUGUACGUGCUGAAGAUGUUCGUAUUGAAAUUGUUAAAUAUCGUUUAGCAGUUGCUAAAGAGAAUUCAAUUGAAGAAAAAGAAUUACAAAAUGAACUCGCUCAAUUAUACAAUGAUCGAAAUAUAAUUUUCAAUAGUUUGUAUCAAAUAGCGUCAAUAGCAUUAUCAUUAAAUCGUGGAAAUUAUAUCGAAAUGAUUAUACAAAAACCUAUGAAAUUGACUCAACAUGAUUGUUAUAAAUCUGUUACACAACAUAUUCAUAAAAAAUGUUUUGAUCUUCAGGUUUGUUCAGUGCUGCCACCUUUUGAAGUCCAAAAAGCAGGAAAUUAUUUAUAA